Molecule: messenger RNA, 1552 nt
Organism: Phyllostomus discolor (pale spear-nosed bat)
Lineage: Eukaryota; Metazoa; Chordata; Mammalia; Chiroptera; Phyllostomidae
Gene: CCDC24
Product: coiled-coil domain containing 24
Exons: 9
Coding region: 168-1199 (343 amino acids)
Source: RefSeq, a predicted model, not a curated record
AGUAGCGGCACAGUUUCCCGGGUGACCGCCUCACGGAAGAGGCGGGGCUAAGGCCCUGGUCACCACUGCCGGACUCCUGCGGGCCGUGGUCAGGCAACGCGGCGCCCCCGAGAGUCAGCCAGAAACCGGCAGGGGCAUAUCGGGUCCAAGCUUGCCACUGUCGGGCCAUGCCUGGGGACUCCCCAUCAAUUUGGGAUCUGGUAGAGGAGCACGUUCCGCUCCCGGAGCUACCCGAAGUGAAGAGGAUUCUGGGGGAGACGACGGUGGACCUGAGCCUAGAGCUGCGGGCAGAGGUGGGGAGAGUGGGAAGGUGGGUCACACCGCAGGUCCGUGCCACCUCUCGGGUGAUUUCCCCAGUUCCUCCGGGUUCCUGGCUCUGCCGGUUCUCCUUGCAGGUGAUGAUGUUACGGUCCCUGCUGGAAGAGGCUCGAUCCUCCCAAGCCCCUGGCUCUCGCCACACCUCUGACGCCUCCUCCCUUCUGGCACCAUCGCCCUUGCUAAGAGACCUCGUGCGCCAGGAACUACGGCAGCUGCUCCAAGGUCUUCGCCAGAAAGCCAUCUAUGAGGGCAGGGACCAGAACCAGGCUUGGGUCCAGUAUAGCCCCAGGGUCCUGCGCUUUGCCUUGGAGGAGUCCAGGUGUGAUUUUCCAGGACAGGAGAUAUUCCAGAUGAGAGCUGAUGAACCCAGCAGCUGUCACAGGGACUUCAGUGUCAUCAAGGACCAACUGAACAUGUCCAACAUCGAUCAGGUUGCCGGACACCUGCGGGGCCUCCUGGAGGAGGAGUGUCGCACCUUGGAGAGGGAGAUCCCUAUUCUGCAGCGCUGCCUGGAAGAGGAGUACACAGGGGCAUCCCAGCCCUCUGAAGCAACCCUAGAGCCCACCCUGGCAGAACUAAAGGAACAGAAGGCGGCCAUGCAACAGGAUCUGCAGACACCCCUGAGGCCUCCUUGCAUCGCCCUGAGCCACAGGCAGCAGCCCUUGGGGUCCUCUAGCCAGGGCCUCAGACCCUCGCCUUACCUCUGCGGAGCUGCUGGAGUUUGGGCCAAGCCUCUCCAGCGAUACCUACCUGCUCCUCCUCUGGAACACAGGCCUCAAGGCCUGGCUGCCACCCACCGCUGGGGACGGAAGCUUCAGUGCAGCCCCAGAAGGCCAGCUUCCACCCCAAUGUCCAGUGCGGUGCCCCAGGCCCCAACCUGAUGGGCUGGGCACGAAGGCGGCUUUGGCUUCUGCUGGAACUCGCCCCAUCUGCUACCACCAUUUCUCAGUUGCCAUGGCCCAACCUGCUUCAGAUCUGGUCUUGGAUAGGACCCCAAGGCUGUCCGUGUGUCUGACCCUUGCCCUACCCCCCUGCCAAGGUCCUGGCAUUAGGUCCUGACCAUCACAGCCUUUGGCCUUUCUUCUCUGAGACCUCUGAGCAGGCCUGGCGAGAGCAGACUGUGCGGGGGUCUUGUCCCAGCCCCCACUCCUGUCUCUCCGGGGCACCCAGACAAAGCACAGUGGCAGCUCAGAGACAGGAAUAGAAAUUUCAUUAAAAUCUAUGGACUUUAAAA